Molecule: messenger RNA, 1343 nt
Organism: Dermacentor silvarum
Lineage: Eukaryota; Metazoa; Arthropoda; Arachnida; Ixodida; Ixodidae
Product: keratin, type I cytoskeletal 9
Exons: 3
Coding region: 435-1322 (295 amino acids)
Source: RefSeq, a predicted model, not a curated record
UCCCGAAUGUGAGGUGUCGUCGGAGUGGUGUGGACAGCUCUGGUUUGCAAGCGUGAAGGACACAUUCCUAACCGACCGUACUGUCGAGGACACUCUGGAAGCCAGAUGCUAUCGUGCACAUCCGGGAUUCUGGCAGAAACUUAGCAGGCAACAACCUCGGUCCGUGCGAAGACGGUGCUGGGACGAUUAAGCGCGGGGAACUCUGGCCAAGCCAAGCCGGGACAUCGCCGUCGUCGAAGACGGCGUCUUCUCUACUCUUUGGAAUUGCGUCACUCCUGCGAGAGUUUGGCCCCGCCUAUUCGCUUUUCGUGAAGCGUCCAGCAAGAGUCAUGCGGAGGCACCCGAACAGAGACAAGGCCUGAGUGACAAAGUUUAAGGCAAUACGAUCAAGAAAACCACUGCUGCUGCUGUAGAAGGGGCAGGAGUAAACAGCCAUGAAUAGGGGAGUGUUUCUAGCACCAUUUGCCGCGACCUUGACGCUGCUGCUAAACCGGGUGGCAUGCCAGCCUCAAUGUGACAUGAACGGUUGUGCCGAUCAGUGCACGUCACUCGGGGCUGUACGGUGGAGUUGCGAAGAGGAAGGGUGUCUCUGCACGUUUCCACUGGAAGACGCCAAGGUUCUGUGUAAAGGUGGAGGUGGUGGCGGCGGUGGCGGCGGUGGCGGAGCAGGUGGUGGCAGUGACGGCGGAAGCGGUGGCGCUGGCGUCACGGGCGAUGGUGACAAUAGUGGUGGCGAAGGUGGAGGAAGCGACCGUGACAAGCAGAAGAAAAAGGGUCAAGACGAUGAUGACGACGAAGACGACGAUGGCGGGUCAAUAGACACUGGUACAUCCAGCGAAGAAGGUGGCAAUAACAAGCACACCAAGGCUCCCGGUGGCAGUAAGAAAAGCAAAGGAACUACCAAGAGCCCAGCGAACAGCGGGAAGAAACCACCAGGACACGGUGGCAAGCCUGGUCAGGACACCAGCAAAGGAGGUGGGAGUGGCGAUAAGGCUGAACAGCCCCCAGGCGGCACGCAAUCUAGCAAGGGUAGCAGCACGCCAACCACCAGUGCGGAGGACUAUGGACAAAAAGAUUACGGCCAGAAGGACUACGGAGUCAAGGCCAGAGGUGCCCACGAUGAACUCAUGCCCCGAAAGGCACUGGAACCGGACCGUGGUGCCAGUAGUGACGAUAAGGGCGGGAAGAUGCACAUGCCGUUCGUCGUCAGAAGUUUACACAGGCCACUGUCCCCCAAGCAGGUGAUGGAGCAGCUCAAACGACAGAAGGGGGACAUUCCCAUGAAGGAGAUCCAGGAAUUCUUGAAGAAGGGAGGGCGUUAAUAAAGACGCUUAUGGGGGAAG